CGACAGUGCAUAUUAUAACAUAGGCGAUCUUGCUGCAGUUUCCGAAUCUUCACAGAUGCUCCAGAAGUACAAUCCUUGUAGGUGCCAAGGGGCAGCUGAUGGUGUGUCCAGGGUAAGAAUAUUCUGAAGCCUCUCAAUCGAGUCGAAAGAUCAAGCGAGGUGUACAACCCAGCCGGCCGCCGUGAACUUAUCCUGGACCCUGAAUUCAGGCUUGAAUAGAAUAAUACGGAGGACGAGGUACAAUUUUCCUUGUGAUACCACAGGCAAAAAUGAAAGAAGGGAGGCAAAGCGAACAGAUACCUGAUAGUGUGGUGGCGCAAGUUCAGAAGCGACAACAUCAUUCUCAGGAAAACUUCCAUGAAAAUUCACUCAAGAUGAAACUCGACCCAGUGGCUGAUCGCUUUCGCUUUUACGUAGUAUCUAACGGUACGCGUGGAGCAAAUGACGAUCUGGCUUUGAGCACAAGCCAGCUCCGUAUGCAAGCGGGCUAGUCAAAAGCACCUGAACUUCUCCUUCAGAUUUCAUCCCGGAAGGCAAUCCAUGGCCUGAGUAAGACUCAUGUUGACGCAAUCAGAGCUGAGUUCCCCGACGUUAUAGCACUACUCAACAUCAUGCCAGUCAUCUGAUCAGAGAUCAUAGGCUUAGCAGGGUCAGCAGCACAAACUGAUGACGCGCUCUUACUCAACUCGUUGUAUGGAAGUACCUGAACGGCGCACAGAAUCCAUGCGCGUUCGACACGUACUACGAAUAGAUGAUCGCAUCAAUAACGCGCGUCUUGCAUUGUCCAAGGCAUGCGAUGUCAC
This is a messenger RNA of Mycena citricolor, 803 nucleotides long. Lineage: Eukaryota; Fungi; Basidiomycota; Agaricomycetes; Agaricales; Mycenaceae. The record is from the annotation of a GenBank genome assembly.